Molecule: messenger RNA, 498 nt
Organism: Cyanidioschyzon merolae strain 10D
Lineage: Eukaryota; Rhodophyta; Bangiophyceae; Cyanidiales; Cyanidiaceae
Exons: 1
Coding region: 1-498 (165 amino acids)
Source: RefSeq, a predicted model, not a curated record
AUGGAGAUAUUUUGUUGGUCAAAUUCAACGUCACGAGCCAAGGCGUCAAGAAAAAGACUUAGAGACGCGUGGUGUAUCGGAAAGGUGACUGCGGACCGAGGGCAAACGAAACGCCCGCAAGCAAGCAUGCAAGCAAGGAGCGUUUACUCAGUGUCCAGAACAGGCGCUGGGAGGACUCUGGGCCUCCCCGACGUCGCCAUUGCCAUGGGAUUCCUGCGGACGGCCGCUGCCGCUUCAUGCACCGCCGGAGGCAAGUUCCGGGUUGUGCAAUGCAUACAAACGAUGUGCGUCAGCGCGCACUGCAGAUACGAGGAGGUGCUUCAGUGGCGAACCGGCUAUCGUCCUUGUGUCGAAUGGCACAGACUGGAUGCGUUUCGCGUAUCGUGUGAUGCUUUCGUCACGCGCAUGUCCGAGCAACGCCCAGGGUGCGAAGCACUCUGGCAUCGUAUUCACAAUCCACUCGGCAUAAAGUUCCGUGGUUGCGGUGCUGGAUGCUAG